Messenger RNA from Stomoxys calcitrans (stable fly), 1497 nucleotides. RefSeq lists its product as uncharacterized. Lineage: Eukaryota; Metazoa; Arthropoda; Insecta; Diptera; Muscidae. The record is from RefSeq and is a predicted model, not a curated record. The coding region runs from base 104 to 1072 and encodes 322 amino acids. The transcript has 3 exons.
UGGGGCCACGUCGAAGCGAUAAAUGCUUAUAUUGUCUAUGUUUCAAACAAUUUGUCGUCAGUCUGAUUUCGGAAUCUUUACACUUUGAUCGAACGACAAACAAAUGACGGGCAACGAGCAUAAACAUCUACUGCACGGCAUACUUAUUGUGUUCUUGGUUACAUCACUGCUCGUAGAAAACACUGGCGCUUCGACAUGCGUAGUGAAUUGUCCACUGGGGAAAGUUGUACAUGAGGAAACAUGUUCGUGUCAUCCGCAGCCGGAAUCCGUGGUUGGAUGCCCACCAGGGUCACUAUACGUCGAUAAGAAGUGUCGUAAAAUCCAGUGCCCCAGCGGGAAAUUUCACAAAGGUAAAUGCCUAUGGGCCUAUUGCCCCCCAGGUUUGGUUUGGCGUGAAGGAAGCUGCCAAGAGCCGGGCUACGUGACAACAAUUCUUGAAAUAGAUAAUAACUUGGUUAAUGAGAUACGCGAGAGCCCCAUAUAUCUUGAGCUCAAUAAAAACUAUAAUGAAGUGCACUACGACUCCCAAUCGCAGCCACAGCAGCAAAAGCCACAGCAGCAAAAGCCACAGCAGCAAAAGCCGCUGCAGAAAAUGCCCCAGCUGAAACAGCGGCUUCAGGCGCAGGCUCAGGCAAAAGCAAACUUGACAGACCAACCAAAGGCCCUUAAAAAUUCGACAAAAACUUGUUGUACAGUUCUAACACCACGUGUUUGCAAGAGCUAUGAUGACAAAUGGAUUUGUUUUAAUCGCCGCAAACAUAUGUGCGAUGACAAUGUUUGUACUAAACCAAAAGUUUACCUCAGCCCGCCAGAGCUCAAGUACCAACAUCCAAUACUAACAAUGCCUCCCAAACUACGGCAUGAUGCUGCGACCCAAGUGGAUGAUAUCGUCCAAAAAAACAACUGCUCCGGCUGCGCUAGCAACCAUCCCGAGAAUUGCUCGGCUUAUUGCUACUUCUAUUUUUGUCCUCCAGAGACAUGCACUUAUCUGGAUUUGAAUUUUUACUGCAGUCUUUAUCCUGGUCAGUUUGGUUGUAUCAAGGAGCAUGGAUGCCUGUGGGAAUGGUGUUAGUCCAAACAAGAAAAGCAAAGCCAAUCAACAACGCCGCAGCACCACAUUCACGAUUAAAUUAAAAUGUUACUAUGUUUGUACCAACCACAAAAAGGAUGAAAUAGGUAAUGCCAAGUCAACACUGACUUGUAUUGCUUAACUCGUUUUGGGAAACAUCUCCGCCGUUCACACCACUCGUUGAUGUUUUGGAAACUUCUUUUUUCAAAAUUCUACCAUAAUUUUUAUGAUGCACUAUUGUUAAGAAUUAUGUUCUUUUCAAAUUCUAUUUCAUUUUCUUUAUUUUAUAUUUUUUUGCCAGAUACAAGGCGUAUAUAUAUAUAUAUAUAUAUAUAGGCGAGAGCUUCAGCACAGCUGAUAACACUGCAAAUGUCAAAUCAAUUUAGAAACAUAUCAUAAAUAUAAACUUGAAAUACAAGUUUUAUAAA